Messenger RNA from Melanotaenia boesemani (Boeseman's rainbowfish), 1904 nucleotides. RefSeq names its product STEAP family member 3, metalloreductase (gene steap3). Bases 158 to 1636 code for a protein of 492 amino acids. Gene Ontology annotation, molecular function: ferric-chelate reductase (NADPH) activity; cupric reductase (NADH) activity. Gene Ontology annotation, biological process: copper ion import. The transcript is spliced from 6 exons. Lineage: Eukaryota; Metazoa; Chordata; Actinopteri; Atheriniformes; Melanotaeniidae. The record is from RefSeq and is a predicted model, not a curated record. Gene Ontology annotation, cellular component: plasma membrane; endosome.
GCACCGGGAACCGGGUUGAGUUGAGUAGUCAAGUCCGAUGGUGUAAAGGACGGACGAGAAGAAGCGGAAAAGAUCGGGGAAUGAGGCCGAGAGAAGAGGCCGGUGAGUCGGACUCCGUUAAGACGGUGUUCAGGCCGGUUAACGGAGAGAUGCUAAGAUGACCAUCAUGCACGCUGACCUCAGAACGCCCUUGUUAGCCUCGCCUGCCUCUGACCGCUCGGAGCUCCAGCACCAGGAUCAGGGAGGAACUGUUAUUGGCAUCAUCGGUUCUGGAGACUUUUCCCGCUCCCUUGCGAUCCGACUGGUGGCCUGUGGUUUCCGAGUGGUGGUUGGGAGCCGCAAACCAAGCCAAGUGGCCAGAGCUCUUUUUCCUGAUGUGGUGCAGGUGCGACCACAGAGGGAGGCGGUGGAUGCAGCAGAGAAGGUGGUGUUUGUGGCAGUGUAUCAGGAGUUCUACAGCUCCCUGGGGCACCUGAAGGAGCAACUGGCUGGGAAGGUACUGGUGGAUGUAAGCAACGCCACCAGACGGAAGAGUGGAGGGCCGUCCAACGCAGAGAGGCUGGCCGAACUUUUCCCAGAGAGCAGGGUGGUGAAGGGCUUCAACAUGGUCUCUGCCUGGGCCCUGCAGACCGGAGCUCACGAUGGAAGCAGACAGGUUCUGAUCUGCGGCAGCUGCUCUGACUCUAAAGCCUCAGUGCUCCAGCUGGCCCGUCGCCUGGGCUUCAGCCCCGUGGACAUGGGCGGUCUGAAUGCAUCUCGGGACAUCGAGGAAGCCCCCCUGCUCCUGUUUCCUUCCUGGGAAUGUCCCAUCUUGGCCACCUUCCUCCUCCUCCUCUUCUUCUACGGAUACAGUUUCAUCAGGAACGUCCUGCUGCCGUACAUCGAUCACGGAGAGAACAACUUCCACCAGCUUCCGCUGGUCAUGGCGAAUCAGGUUCUGCCAGCGGUUGCCAUGGUUACACUUGCCCUGGUCUACCUACCAGGUCUGCUGUCGGCCGGAUUCCAGCUGGGCCGAGGAACCAAGUACAGCCGGUUUCCUGGUUGGUUGGACGGAUGGAUGCGCAGCCGGAAGCAGAUGGGCCUGCUGAGCUUCCUGUGUGCUGGACUACAUGCGGUUUAUAGCAUGUGUCUGAGUCUGAGGAGGGGUGCAGGUCUGCUCGGGGCCGCGUACCAACAGGUGAAAGCUGGAGUUGAAAGUUCCCGAUCGGAGCAGAUGGUGUGGAGGUCUGACCUGUACCUGUCCUGUGGAAUUCUGGGAUUUGGAGUCCUGUCCCUGCUGGCUGUGACCUCUCUGCCGUCUGUGGGAAACACUCUGAACUGGAGGGAGUUCACAUUUGUUCAGUCAGGACUCGGUUACGCGGCUCUGACUCUGUCCACCAUGCACGCGGUCUUCUUCGGCUGGGACUUUGCCUUCUUCCCUGCAGCCUACCCGUACUACCUGCCCCCGCUCCACCUGCUGGCCCUCAUCCUGCCCUGCAUCAUCCUCAUGGGUCGGCUCGUCCUGCUUCUACCGUGCCUGAAGUUCAGACUGGCAAAGCUCCGCAGAGGCUGGGAGAGUCCACGUCACAGAGCCCCAGACCUCUGGGACCCUGCAGAGUCAGCUGACUCCGACUCUCCUCCGAGCUUUGAUGCGUAGUGUGGAGGGACAUCAGAGACGCUGCUGGACAGAUCUCAUGUGCCUUUCCUGUGCAGACACGGUCCAGUCAGACGUUUGGCUCCUCAUGUGGCUCGUGUCUGGGUGGUAGAGCAAAACAUCCAGACCUGGUAGCUGGUUGGCAGCGGUUUUACAGAUGGAUGGUUUUUACACUUUUGACUUUUCAUUUUAACUCUGUGAAGCGCUUUGGUUCCACUUGUGCGUGAGAAGCAUUAAAGGAAUGAAGUGAAGCUGAGCUGGUGCUUGAUUU